CUGUUUAUUUAGGGUUCUUGGGAGGCAAGGAUUGCGAUGGCGGCAUUGGGAUGCUUUCGCGCGGUGUGCCUCCUCCACGCAGCGAUCGACUGCGUCUCCGGCUGCCUGAUGAUCUUCUUCCUGUGGGAGCUGGCCGAAUUCGGGCAUGGCAAGACGACAUCCAGCAAGAUCCUUGGAUCCACGCCCUAUGAUCAGCUCCUCAUCGCGACCUCGGAAUCCCUAGUCGGGAUGCUGUUGCUCGUCAUUGGCCUGCUCCUCUUCAUGGUAUCUUUUGUAAAAGAUCGGGAUUUCCAAACUUUCUUCGCCAAGGGCUGUAUCGUCAUUCACGGCCUCAUGGUGGUGUGGAGGCUUGCGUUUGAGAUCAGGGUGGAGGAGCUGGCUGGGGACUCGAUCAGGCAGAUGAUUGGUGAUUGCUUGUUGGGAUCGUCAUGGAUCUUCUUCUUGAUUUGGAAUUGGAGGGAGAAAUACGACUGACUUGGCCGAAAUAUCGAUCCCAGGAAAGCAUACGCUGCUCGCCCCUAUCCCAGAUCGGCAUCUCUUGUGUUCAUCCUCUCUUUCCUCCUCUUUCUACCUUCUUCUUCCUUCUUUCUUGGGCAUUUACUCCACUAAGCUUGAUUUCCAUACA
Selaginella moellendorffii is the source of this 625-nucleotide messenger RNA. RefSeq lists its product as uncharacterized. The transcript has a single exon. The coding region runs from base 37 to 474 and encodes 145 amino acids. The record is from RefSeq and is a predicted model, not a curated record. NCBI's taxonomy places the organism in Eukaryota, Viridiplantae, Streptophyta, Lycopodiopsida, Selaginellales, Selaginellaceae.